Molecule: messenger RNA, 759 nt
Organism: Exophiala viscosa
Lineage: Eukaryota; Fungi; Ascomycota; Eurotiomycetes; Chaetothyriales; Herpotrichiellaceae
Exons: 2
Coding region: 125-649 (174 amino acids)
Source: RefSeq, a predicted model, not a curated record
GUCCGUCUUUACUGAGGCCAACGAGACAUCUUGAGGAGAUCGCCGGAAGGAUCUUUCUGCAUGCCGAGGAGCAUUUUAGGCUCUCAGCCAGGCAUAGCGCGCCACAUUCCACAAGGCCGUGCCCAUGCCCAAAGGACUGUCCCUCGGGUUCUUUGGCACUCGUAUCUGUCGGCCCGCGCCCACUGUCCGUCCAACUAUGGAAGGUGAUUGGGCUUGUGAGAGAUACAUGUGCAGAUGCUGCAGAAUCAGCUGCACAGGUAUCAACAUCGGUGACAGGGACGAGGGGUGUAUCAAGUUAUGUAUCCCUCCGUCGAGUACACGAACCACCGAAACAAAAGAAGUUGCGGAUGACCGGGAUCAAGGACUCACAAACACGAGUCAAGGGCCCCGCAGCUAUGCCACCUCGAGCCGUGGCUGCCGUCUUCGCUGCUUGAUGCUCCUAGAAUUGACCCUCCGAUCAAAGUGGUCAGCAUCAAUUUCAAGAGACCAAGAAGAUGAGAUCACAUCAUUUCCAGUAAGAGUCUCUUGCAGGGGCCCGUCAGCGCGUCUGCGCGUGUCCUACAAAGUCUUAACAAGUACAAACAAAGUCCCUGUCACGACUCACCAUUUUGUCUCCUCCGGGUCGACACAAACACGGCCCCCAGAAUAGGGAUCCAUUAUUAAUCCCGAGCCUCCAACAGUUGCACUACAAUGUUGCGUCACCGCUGUUAGUUUACAUACCAUCUUUUUCCUUGACACGCACUCCCUGUCCCUCGUAUC